AUGAAGCUCCUGGCCCUCUCUCCGGUCCUGUUGGGCCUUGCCGCUUCGGCGCAAGCAUCAACAAUUUCCUACACAACAGUGACAGGCUAUUUCUUGCAGGAUGAGUCCUCGACCGAUGCCUCAACAUUUGAUUACACUGCCGUGAACUUCGGUCUUCUCAACCGUACUUAUCCCACCGACCGUGAGCUUAAGCACUCUGAGUCUCUCACCCAGUGGGAGCGCUUCUACAACCAGGUAGAGAAGUUGAAUGAUGAGUCCUCAAGCGAUGUGGAGUACAAGGUGCUCUUCCUGGGUCGCCACGGUGAGGGUUGGCACAACGCUGCCCAGGAUUACUACGGCGACGCAGCCUGGAACUGCUACUGGGCCGAGUUGGACGGCAACGACACCGCAACCUGGUUCGACGCCGAACUCACUACUGCAGGUGUUUCCCAAGCCCUAGUCGCCCACGACUUCUGGCAAAAGGAAAUCGACGAACAGCGCAUCCACACCCCAGACAACUACUUCGUCAGCCCCCUUACCCGCACCCUCCAAACAGCCCACUACACCUUCUCCGGGCUCAACCUCCCCAAGGGCAGCGCCAAAUUCAACCCCCUCAUCAAAGAACUCUUCCGCGAAGGAAUCAGCAUCCACACCUGCGAUCACCGCCACCCGCGCAGCUACAUCCACAACCUCUUCCCCGAAUGGCCCAUCGAGCAGGGUUUCAGCGAAGAAGACGAGCUCUGGAACGGCGUCACGGCCGAAACGAGUGCUGCGCAGGACGUACGCAGCGCGACUGUACUUGACGAAGUCUUCUUCACCUCCGCAUCUAGCAAGAAGGAUUCCUUCGUCUCUAUUACUUCGCACUCUGGUGAGAUCUCUUCUAUCCUGAGAGUUGUCGGACACCGCACUUUCAGCUUGAAUACUGGUGCGGUUAUUCCUGUGCUUGUGCGUGCCGAGAGGGAUGCUAAAGCUACGUCUACUACCUCGUCGGUUGCUUGGACUGCUAGUGCUCAUUGCACGGUACCUCCUCUUUCGUCCGUUACCGCUUGUGUUUGCCCGUCUAGCGCGACCCCGGUGACGACGCCUUUGGUUACUGAUGUUUAA
Penicillium odoratum is the source of this 1083-nucleotide messenger RNA. RefSeq names its product phosphoglycerate mutase family protein. Bases 1 to 1083 code for a protein of 360 amino acids. Gene Ontology annotation, molecular function: phosphatase activity. The record is from RefSeq and is a predicted model, not a curated record. Lineage: Eukaryota; Fungi; Ascomycota; Eurotiomycetes; Eurotiales; Aspergillaceae. Gene Ontology annotation, cellular component: cytoplasm. The transcript is spliced from 3 exons.